GCAAUAAAUACUGAGUGUCUGUGGGGCACUUUGCUUUGCUUUGUUUAAGACAGUAAUCGUGGCCAAAACGGGUAAAGAAGAUUAUGCAUGCAAUACAUAACACAAUGAGAGAAGUUAGCCUGAAUUUGAAAUUACCGCUUCGUCUGUGUAAACUUUGCAGAGAUGAUAGUGUCAAUAUACCUUACUGCUAAAAAUGGCAGAUUGCGAAAAGGAAGAAGCGCAGAAUUUGCAAUUGGAGUUCGAAUGGGUUCUCCGUAAAGAAGUACAUGCUGUUGUCAGUCAGCUACAUGCAAUCCUCGUCGAGUGUGGUCGGAGAUUUCCUGCCUGUAGCAAUGAUGCAUCACACAGACAAGAAAAAUUUAUGCUGUCAGCACUGCCAGAGCAGCCAAAAUGCGUCAUCACAUUGGCAGGGGAUAGCAUCACUCAUGCGGAAAUCAAUCUCAGAGUUCAACGACAGCAGGUAGUGACAUACCGGACGACAAUUCAAGCUGAAAGUCCAUGGCGAUUGCAGCAGAUCCAAGAUGCUGGCAACCAUCUGCAGCAGGCCAUAGUUCAUACCGAAGCUAUUGAUAAAGAUUAUAUGUUCAAGUCAUCAGAAGAAGUACUUUAUAUAUUGGGCAACAUACUGGGAGCCUUGCAACGUGCCCGUACCAGUCUCAUAGUGCCUCGUAAGAAGACUAUUGACGACCUCAUGAGAAGCAGGAAUAUGAAAUCUUUGGUGCCAAACCUUCCUGAAGAUCUUGCAAUCAGUUUCUAUGUGCAGAGCCACAAACUGGUGUUUGCUGUAUAUCAACUGACAAAUGUGCAAGGCACAAUGAAGUUUGACACCCAUCAGGCAGAGUGCUCAAUCCCAUGGCUAAAUGAAGCUCUAGUACUUCUCACUGUGGCACUGCAACUCUGCCAGCAACUCAAGGACAAGAUUGGUGUAUUCUCACAGUAUAAGGACUUCACUGUGGGUAUGAGAGUGGCAUCUCCAGUACCCCAAUAAAGUUCUACUAUUAGUACUGAAAUUGACCUUCCAGCCAACUGGUAUUGCUGCUCAGAUGUACCAUCCAAGACACUUGAAGUGUCAGGUUGUUAAUUUUGUAUUGUAUGUGCAUAUAUAUUUACGUGCGAUAUUUAAUGUUACCAUCAGAUUUACAAGAUAAUGUUUCCUCAGUCAUAACAAAAAUGACUGAUAGUGCUCAAAGUUGUUUACUCCCUGGUAGACAUAAUAGUUCAAAAUCCAAAAGAAUAAAAUUUCUACAGUUAUUGUUCCUGUGUGCGCCUUGAGCUAAAAGGGCAUAUUUCCACGGCUCCAUGUGGAAAUGUGCACAAAUCUGCAUUUUCAACAGAAUGAUCUGCACACUCAUAAUGUGUGUAUUAUGAAAUCAGACUGGAGAAUUUUAGAAUUUUUAUUUUUGUGUGUUAAUGUAUGCAAGUUUUAUUACUUUUAUAUCUAUAUACUUUUAAGGAAUUUUAUUUGUUUAAAUAACAACUGAGUACCUAUGCGAUGAUUUUGUUUCACACUGGUUUUCUGUACAAGCCUAAAGCAGUAACUAAGGCCACUAGUAAUUUCUUGUACAUUAUAUCAGUUUCCUGGCUGCUUUAUCUUAGAUACAGAAAUUCUGUUAAGCUAAGAACACAAAUAUUUUCGUUUGAUUUGUUGCUAAAGUAAAUACUUACUGGAUUCAAUUCAAAAUUAAUGUAAAGAGGACUGUAAUGAUUUGUGUGACUCCAGGUUAGUGGAUUUAAUAACUUUUAUAUCAUCUUCAUGUGCCUCUAUAAUGAAAUGGGAACCAAAUGUUCUCCAAAUUUCGUUGUAUAAAACCUUAUGUGUCACAUGUAGUCAAUUUUUCGUAUCUGGACUCACAAUUUCAUCCUAAGUAAACUUUUACAGUGAAUCUGGGAAAUAAAAAAAAGGUGAUGGAAUAUCCCCUGUCUAGUAGCUGUUAUGUUUGUGGCGUAUUAUACCAAUUAUAUUUGUCUGAUAUACUAGUGGUAAAUUUCUAAGGUGCAUUUUAAUCACAUUAUUGAAGCUAGUUUUGUGCUUAGUGUAGCCAAGCUGCGGAGAUUGUGUGUGUGUGUGUGUGUGUGUGUGUGUGUGUGUGUGUGUGUGUGUGUGUGUGUGUGUGUAAUAAAAGUUGAAAAUCCAGAAUGAGAUUUUCGCUCUGCGGCAGAGUGUGUGCUGUUAUGAGACGAGGUACUGGCAGAAGUAAAGCUGUGAGGACGGGGCGUGAGUCGUGCUUGGGUAGCUCAGUCGAUAGAGCACUUGCCUGCGUAAGGCAAAGGUCCCGAGUUCGAGUCUCGAUCCGGCACACAGUUUUAAUCUGUCAGGAAGUUUCAAAGUUGAAAAUAUUAGCAUUCCAUGCAUAAUAUGUGCAGUGUAGUUGCUUUUAGUUUUUGUGCAAUAUUUAUUGAGAAAAUAACAAUAAAGGGCAUGUUGUUAUUGUUCACUUUCCCAAAGAUUGGAAAAUACAUUUUCUAUUUGAGUUCAGUGAAGUAUGACUGUCUAAAGAUUGACUGUAGUUCUCGACGGUAAAGAUGGUGAAAAAUGUAAUUUUUUCCAACUUGUACUGUUUUAAAUGCAUCACUUGCGUUAUGGUUAUUUUCUGUAACUACAUUAAUACACAACUCAAUAUAACUAUUCUAGAGCCCUGGCACUGAUACUACAGAGCUGAAAUAUUUUCUCUAUGCUAUCUCUUGCAAUAGGCAUGCAGGAAUUGAUCUAACACGAACUGUUUCUCUAUCAGCAUGACAUUUGGGAGUGUAUUGUUGUGCCUUCACCUUUUGACAAUGUGGAUGUACAGUACAAUCAGGUGUGUCAUAUUGUUAUGCAACAAGAUACUUAAUAAUUUUACUGUUUGUAAUUAUAUUUGAGUUUUGAUGUUGUACUGUAUUAAGAUACACAACUCUGUAAUGCAUUAUUGUUUAUGACAUGUAUGUUGUUCUCAAAAGACUUUUUCUUAAUAACAAGAGAUAAAUACCAAAUGGCCAUGCUGCAUGCUGGAGUCAUAAUGUUGUGACUCAGUGACGCUUCAGUUAUUGAAAUAUUUGUCAUGCUAGUUGAAUUUCGUGUGUACAUUUAGAGUUAUCUUUGCACAACAUUUAUCCAUGCUUUAGUAACCUUGAUUUAGAAAAACCUCAGAACACAUUCCAGGAGAUUAGUCAUUGAAGCACUGUGUUUUCUGUUUUCUUUCUGUUUUUCCAUAUUCGAGAGUGUGGUUAAGCAAUUGUAUCUUGUGAGUGAGUGUUAUUCAGGUGUACACCUACUGCGCAUGUCUGCAGAUACUUACAGUUUCAUUGAUAAAAAAAAAAGUCCCACACCUGUUUCCUUCAUUUAUUAAAUUACAUAAAAUAAGAAAUACAAUUAUACAUUUGGUGAUAUCUAAUAUAUUCAUACAGGGGUGUGCUUUUCCUUAAUCACUGAUUAUAAUGUCAGUGCAACAAUAAGUCCUUGCAUUCCCUUCAAUCUACACCACUGAAAUUGAACUUCAUUAAUAAAGUAUUGAAAUGAGUUUAUCUGAUUGGUGUGGCCAGGAAAAGGAGUAUCCAAUGGUCAGUUCUCCUUUGAAUUCAUGCUUAGAAUAGUCUGUUGGUAGGCUUUCGUACCAAUGAGGUUUUUGAGCAAAAUUAAUUGGUACUGCACAUAAAUGACUAUGGCAAUCAUGAUGCUAGAUAUUAAACUGUUUUGUAACAUCACUGUUAUUUAUUGACAGAGAUGAUUAUUAUUUGAUUUUUCAUGGGAUCUGGUGAUGGUUGCUUGCUACAUUCAAAUUUUCCCUACACUUUAAUACUUCUGUAGCAACGUGCAGGCUGAGAUCAUAAUAUCUCUUUGUAAUUGUGUAUUUUGGAUAAGGUGUUAACACUGCAAGCAGUAUCUCCUUGCUUCUGAAUCGUCCUGUAAUUUAUCAUUUAGAAUGCAAAGUGAAUGUACAAAAAUACUUCUUUUUGAUAUGGGCAAGGACUCUGUCCAGAACAGGGUAAGACAUUAUUUUCCUUGAAAAUACUCGUCAUUCAGGUUCCAGAACAGCAUAUUUGUGCUGACCGCUGUGGUCGAGCGGUUCUAGGUGCUUCAGUCCAGAACCACGCGGCUGCUACGGUCGCAGUUUCGAAUCGUGCCUCAGGCAUGGAUGUGUGUGAUGUCCUUAGGAUAGUUAGGUUUAUGUAGCUCUAAGUCUAGGGGACUGAUGUUAAGUCCCACAGUGCUUAGAGCCAUUUGAACCAUUUUUGAGCAUAUUUGUUUGUGUUUGCUGUGUGCUUUUUCCACCAACAAAGUGAUAUUUUACAUCACUGACAAGAACUGUUUGUUUGGCAUUAUGUCCUGUAGGGGAAGAAGAUAAACUUGCCUGUUACCUGUGCAGACCAUGUCUGUACAUGUCAUUCACCAUUUGGCCAUCUGUAACCUUGUUUUGGUAAUGUUGAAUAGCUGUUGUGAAAUGUUGUGUACAAUGUUGUUAAAUUAAUUUAAAUGCAAAACAUUUAGCAGUAGCUGGAAGACACAUUAUUUUAAACUUUUUCUUUGUAUCAGACUUGGUUUCAUGACACAGAUUUUGCUAUAUCAUUACCUGUAGUAAUUAAGGAUAACCAUGUCUUCAUUUUUGAGAAUGACGGUAAAUAUUGUGGUUCCUUUUUUUCAUCUGAUGUGAUUGUGUAUGCUUUAAUAUAACAUUGGCACCUCUUGGUUGGACAGUGUAAUCUGCUGAUUGCAUUUUCAGGGUGUAUUUCUGUAAGAAAAAAGUGUUCGUUGUUUAGGUUUCAAUUAAAUUAAUCAAACCCUUGAAUAGAAUAUAUGUGUUAUGUUGUAUCCUCAGUACACUGCUGCCUUCAGCAGAUGCACAGUUUUUUGUACAGCUAAAAAUGAUGAACCUGUGUGUGCUCAGUAUCACACUCAAAUACUUAUGAUAUUUUUUGAAUUUUUGGUCAGAGCUAUCGAAUUUUUAUUUCUUGUUGUUAUAUUAACGGCUCCAAGUAUUAACGUUGUAACUCCAAAUUGUUUAUUCAAAAAGAUUUCAGGCCUGCAGCCAGUCAUUGUUAGCUUCUAUCCACAAUAUUUUGACUGGAGACCUGUCAGCCAUCCUCAGGUGAGCCAUCGAAGACUGACGAAGACACCCUCUGUUCCAUAAUAUAUGGCAUGCAGCGAGUAUUCUGCGCAUGCGUCAAAAUCAUAUGGACAGAUGAACCAUACUGCCCGCCAGCAGCGCCCUCACUGGUGGAACUGCAAAACUCAGCUGUCUUCGGCAUUGUCAAUUGCCGCGGUCAUCGGAGUACUCUGAUGUCUUCGUCUGGAGCAGUUCUUAGAGAUGACGGGAUACCAAGCAUUAUCAAGCUGGAAGCCAUUGUCACGGUUCAUAAGAUUGUCUGUCAUGUGAAUUUCCACUGAUUCUUUUAUGACGGAGUCCCAAAAGGAUGUUGCUGUGGCCAAAAUUGUUGUCUUGUCAUAACUCCAUCGAGUGUCCAGUGGAAAUGCAAUGCUCAUCAAUUGCAGACUUUCUAGGUAGCAAAAGGCGAGUACAGCGUUGAUGUUCAGUGCAACGUUCAUCUACUGUUCACAAUGUUUGUCCUAUAUAUGACAUGCUGCACUGACAAGGUAUUUUAUAAAUUCCCGCCUUCCGCAAUACCAGAUCAGUCUUUCACUGAUCCCAGCAAGUCGGAAAUCUUCGAUGGUGGACAGAAAAUUACUUUCACUUCGAAACCUUGGAGAAUUCUGGCAAUUUUGAAGGAAAUGUUGCCAACAAAGGGAAGAAAAGCUAAAGAUUUAGUAGGCGUGUUCUCUUCUUUCUCCACUCCCUGUUCCUUUGGCAUAAUUGCAAGUGCCUUACUAAUUAACCGGGUAGAAUAUCCAUUCUCUUUGAAAACCCUCUUCAGAUGGGCAAGCUCUUCAGGCAAACUAUCUGACACUACAUGAGCUCUGUGUACAAGUGUUUUAAGUACACUCAUUGUUUGUGAUGGGCGAUGGCAGCUGGACGAAUUUAAAUACAAAUCAGUGUGUGUGGGCUUUUGAUAAACGAAAUGCCCCAGAGAACCAUCACUCUUCCGUCUAACUAGCACAUCCAAGAAAAGGAGGCAACCAUUUUUCUCUAAUUCCAUGGUAAACCGAAUGUUCCCAUGAAAGGAGUUGAGAUGAUCUAAAAGCUCUAUUAAUUUUUCUUCUUCGUGAGGCCACACUACGAAAGUGUCAUCCAUGUGCCUCCAAGAAACAGUUGGUUUGAGGGCUGCUGAUUCAAGUGCUCUCUCCUCAAAAUCCUCAAUAAAAAGGUUGGCCACCAAGGGAGACAAGGGGCUACCCAUGGCGACGCCGUCAAUCUGUUCAAAAUAUUCUUGGUUGAACAUAAAAUAUGUUGAGGAGAGAGCAUGGCGAAACAAAGCAGCGAUUCCCACCUGAAACUUAUUGCCAAUCAUUGCCAAGGAGUCUGCAAGAGGUAAAUUUCACUCCAAAUUGUUUGUUUUACAGGAAAAGCAAAAGAAGUUUAAUGUGAACAGCACAAAUCCAAGUUUAUUUCAAUUUGUUUGAAACUUAACAGAUACAAAUGAAGGGAUUUAAAUGUUAUAUUAGUUCUACCUGUUUCCAAAGAUGGACUUUGAGGGUUUAUGAUACUUUUCUCUGGAAAAAUCUAAAUCAUAUUUCCAUGACAAGUUGCGCUACAUAGUUUUAUGACAAAAGCUGAGAAAGGAAUGUAUUAAGACGUUCUUAUAUGCUUUCCAUUAGUGAUCCUCAUUCAUCAGCACUUGAUACAGCACCAUCAGUAUGUUCUGGUGUACCAGUUUGUGUUUACACUGGCUUGGAUUAAACUAAUGAUAAGCAGUUGGGAUGCGCUUGCUAUUGUGUAAGGACAAGACAUUCUUAAACUUCUGUUCUCUGAUUGGCAGGAACCUGUGAUAAGUCAGUGUGAGGACAUAACAGGGUGGUAGUGGCCUUCCUCUAGAUUGCUUCUGGACACACACACACUCUUUGCUUCUUCGUGGUAAGUGUACUUGAAGUACACUGUGUAUAGUCAUCCUUUUAAGACAGGAAUUUCCUGAGGCACUUUACUCCAUAGACCUUGUUUUUAUUGGUAUGUACAUCCACUGUUGCUUCUGCACCACUUUCUUGAAGUCAUAUAUUAAAUCCUGACUCUUUUCAUUAGCUGUGUAUGGCUUGCCGGUGGCCUUACUCAUUCUAUUUAAGGUGACCCACUGAUCCAGAACAUGGAGAGAUUGUCAGAGCAUCCAUUGACUCAUCUUCAUUCUGGGAGUGCCCCUGUUCUAGAAAGUGACAAGUGACUGGUAUUCCAAAUUUAAUAGAUGCAAUGACAAACAUAGAAAGUAGCAAUUUGUCUCUAUUUUGUCCUCUACAGCUAUAUGAAAUGAGUUUAAAUGUUUUGUCAUCUUUACAAGCUUGCAUCUGUAAGAAAUGGUGUAGGUGCCUGACUAUUUUAUUUGGACCAUGAUGGGCAGUGGCCUCCUGCCAAACAUAGUGCUGCUGUUCCUUGUUUCUUCUGUUUGUAGUAAUAAAGGCUCACAUCUGACUAUGGUGUAGCCAACACUUUCUGCAGAUCAAUGUGUGCAAUGAUAAUGGUAUUGUCUGAGAGUGAAGUGAAUUUAACAAUGUGAGAAAGAGAGAGAUUGCUACUUACCGUAAAGAUGAGAUGUUAAGUUGCAGACUGCACUACUGAGGCACCUACACAUUAGCUUUCAGCCACAUUUGUCAGAAAAAGAAAACAAAACGUAAGCACAUCUGAUGCACACAACAGCCAUCUAUGGCGUCAUGGACCUCCUAAAUUACGUAAAUAAUCUUGCUUUUUGAUAAUAAAUCUAUGGGAUGAACAAUUGGGAACCAGGAACUACAGCCUCGGCAUCACUAGGAAACAAUUCCCUCUUAUUUACAGUUCACUCUCCCGUAGAAAGAAAAGGGCAGCUUCUUCUUCUUCUUCAUGCAUUACGGUCUCUUUAGGACCAUGGGUAGCCCCUUUGCGAACUUCAUUUUCCUCUUCUUCUCCCACAACUUCUUCAUUCUUUCUCUUCUUCUCUCCUGCUCUUCUUCUGAGAUCUUCAGUGUUCUUUUCUCCUUUGGUUCCACUGGUGUCACUCUUAAUCUUUUCCUAUCUUCUUCUCUGUCGUUGAUCUCCGGCAUAUUGGUUGGUGUGUAUUUAUUCCUCCAAUUUUCCUUUCCUUCGCCCUUGAUCCCCAAUUCCAACCAGUCCUUCCAAGUUCAACAACCCACUUGGUUCCUGCCUUUUCCCUUGUCCUCCCUUUCGUUUACUACACUCUCUUCGUUCAUACUCGUCCUAACUACAUGUUCAGCAGACUUUCCCUUUUAGUCUGAUUUCCUCGAAUAUUGUUCUCAUGUUCUGGUACAGUUCUUCCCUAGGUCUUCGCAUUCAUCUCUCUCCACCUCUUUUGGGACCUAGUAUUUUUCUCUCUUUUUUUCUGUAGUUGUUCUGCCCCAUUUCUUCCUAGUGUCAUCGUCUCAGCAGCAUAUAAUACUGCAUUCCUCACUGUUGCCCUGUAGUGGCUUAUCUUUGCCUCUGUGGAUAUAUUCUUUUUAUUUUAUAUCUCUCUCAUCAUACAGAAGGAUGAAAUUAUCUUCUUUAUCCUCUCUGUUAUUCCCUCCUUGCUCCUGUUCUUUCCUGUUAUAAAUUCUCCCAGGUAUUUAAAUUUGUCCACCAUAUGCGCAGUGCCUUCCGGUGUUUCCCAGUCUGCAGUGGUAUUUAAUGUCUUUGUCUUGUUAUAGGUAAUCCUCAGUCCCACCUUUCUGGCUACCUUACUUAAGUUGUCGAGUUCUGUCUUUGCAUCUUCUUCCGUCUCGUGUACCAUUACUAUGUCGUCUGCAAAGGUAGGCAGUCCACUUGAGCCCUGUUGUCCUUUUUGUGCCCCAAAUGGGUCUUUGAUAUUCUCAUUUCCUCGUUUUUUUUUUUUUUUUUUUUUUUUCUUUUUUUUUCCUCUCUCCACUGCCUGAUUACUUCGUCCAGUGCUAUAUUGAACAACAAUGGUGACAAUCCAUCUCCCUGUUUAACAUCAGUCUUGAUCUCAAUUUUUCUGACAGUGUUCCUCUGAAUCUCACCCUUGCUGUUGUCUCUGUCAGAAUUUCUUUUAUGAAUUCUUGUGUAGUUCCAUGUAGUCCUUUGUUCUUCACGAUCCUAACAAGAGUCUGUCUGUCGAUGGAGUCAUAUGCCUUUGUGAAGUCUCUUUGUUUUUUUAAGCCCUAUAUUCUAUCAGUUGCUUCAGAAUAAAUACCUUUUCUAUACAUCCUCUUCUCAUCAUGAAUCCCGCUUGGUAGUCGCCAACUGUACUUUCUAUCUGUUCUUCUACUCUCUUGAGCAAGAGUUUAGACAGCACCUUGUAUCCGACGUCUAGUAGCGAUACUCCUCUGUAGUUGUUUGCAUCUCUUGUCCCCCUUCUUAUGUAUUGGUACUACAGAUACAUUCUUCCAUCCUUCUGGCAACUUCUUUGUCCUCCAAAUCUGGUGGAUUAUGUUGUUGGUCAUGUUGUCUAUUGCUUCGUUGCCUCCCCACAUUAUUAUCUUGGCUGCUAUACCAUCUUCUCCACUUCCCUUAUUAUUCUUUAGAUCGCUUAUGGCAUGUGCGACUUCAUCCCUGGUUGGAGGGCGUGGCUCUCUCUCUCUCCCUUCUGUGUCAGUCCCCAAUUCUAGCUCGUCUUCAGGUGAUUCGCAGUUCAGCAGGUCGUGAAAGUAGUCUGCAAAAAAUCCUACAGUUCUCCCUCACACUAACUACGAGCUCCACUUUCUUAUCUCUUAAUAAACAGUUCCCUACUCUUGUAUCCAAUCAGACUCUUUUUGAAUUUCCCCAAAAAGUGUCUGCUGUUGUUUUUCCUGAAGUUGGUCUCAAUCUUGUCCAGUUCCUGCUUCAUCAUCUGGUCCAUCUUAUUGUUUGGGCUGCUUCCUUUCUUGCUCCUAAAAACACUUCCCAUUUUUCUGGGUCCUUCUUGCUGCUCCAGUCUCUCCAGGCUUUCCUAAGAGUUUCUAUUGCUUCCUCACAUUCCUUGUUCCGCCACCAGUACUUCCAUUUAUUUUCUUGCUUUCCCUAUAGUUCAGCCUGUUUAGCCAUCUUUUGCUUCAUGUUGCCCCACUCAUCGAACAAUUCAAUUCCUUCCUCAUCUCUGGAUUGACUAUGUCUUAAUUUGUCUCUGUCUAUCUUCAUGUUUCUAGUUCUUCUGUUCAUCUGUGGCAGUCUGUCCCUGUUUGGAAUCCAAAGGCAAGAUAAGAUAAUGAUCCGAUUCUAUUCUUAUGUUCUUCCUGACCUCUGUGUUCAUGAUCUCUUUAGUGUUUGUCGAGCUAAUUGCUAUGUGGUCAAUUUGGAAUUCCCCAAGGCGGAUCCAUGGGUGUUUGCCCAUGUCUUUUCCGUACUUGGUUUGGCCCUGAAGUGUGUUGUCAUCGAUCUCAUUUUGUGUGUUCUCGACACAGUUCAAUUAGUCUUUCCCCAUUUUUGGUUGUCCGUUUGCGUGCAGGUUGCUCGCCCACUACUCCUUUAUGUUGCUUCUCUCUUCCAAUCUGUUCAUUAUAAUUUCCAACAAGUAUCUUUACAUGUCUAUAUGAUAUGUUUUUCAGUGUACCAUCUAGCUCCUCCCAGAAACUGUCUGCAACUUUCUUGUCUUUCCUGUUCUUGUCAUUUGUAGGUGCAUGUCCAUUUACUAUUGUAUACGUUUUGUUCCCUGCUUGAAAUGUCAAUGUUGAUAUCCUUUCUGACCCACCCUUCAUUUCAGUUAUACCAUCUUUGUAUCUCUUGUCUACUAUGAACCCUGUACCAAAGCAUCUAGGUGCAUGUCUUUCCUUCCCCACUCUAGCUCCUGGUUUCCCUUUCAGUAUUAUGAAGCCUUCUGACUCCACUGUAUUUUCAUCAGUGUAUCUUGUUUCUUGCAUUGCUAGUAUUCCAGUGUUUCUCUCUUCCAUCUCAUCUAUUACCUGUUUAAGUUUACCAGUCUUAAUCAUUGUCUGAACAUUUAUGGUUCCAAUUCUGAAAGUCUUUUUAGUCUUAAUCUUCAUUCGGAGUUAUGGGAGCUCCGACUCUUCCCUUAUGCACUUUUUGGCAGGUCCCCCCAGAAUCCGAAUGCCUGCUUGUGUCAACCUUGGUAAAUGGAGGUUGUCCCCUGGGGUAAUCUCAGUUCAGUAGUGCAGUCCAUUCCAUGAGCUAAAAAUAUUUUUCGUUGGUAGAGCUCGUGUCCGUUCAGUUAUACGACUGAAGUUGUUAGCUCGAGAAGACGAGUUUGGGCUGCCCCUGACAUAGCAACACAGAUGCCUUAGGGUAGCCACCCCUAACAUGGAGUACAGCCGCUACCUGAUAUGUUUCAGUGGCCCUUCUGCUCUCUCUCUCUCUCUCUCUCUCUCUCUCUCUCUCUCUCUCUCUCUCUCUCUCUCUGACGUUGGGUUGGGAAGUGACCUUCCACUUCCGCCUUAGAGACUGUUGGCCACGCUUUGCCUGUAACCCUAGGUAGGGGCCCCCAACUGGGUGCUACCAUCUGGAGCAUGAGGUUGUUAUUCCUCCCCCUCCGCCUUCCCCAUCACUUGCGAGAUGCGGCCCUGACCUUGGAACCGGCUAUGGCAGAGUUAAAUGGACAGCUUCAAAUAAUAAUUAUUGCUGCAAGAACACAUAAUAUUAUUUUUGCUGUUAAAUAGAAUUAACCAGCCAACAAAUUUCGAAAAAUAUUCUUUAUUUGUAUAUGAGUAUAUACUACUAUGUACAGAAUUUUAGAGCUCUUUUUUCAAUUCUUUAUAUGAAAAUCUGUUGUUUAUCCAUUGUUCAUACAAGAGAAAAUGAGUAUGUACAUUCAACAGCAUUCAUUGGGUUGAGAACCAUGCUCCUUAUUUUCAACAUUUGACUUCAGAACAUAAUUAGUCAAAACUUAAUUACUGAUGCUAGUUAUAAAAGUAGCAAACUUGAAACCCAUUCACACAGCUGCAUAUAGAUUAUUAUUCUACACAAAAUCACUGGUUGUACUUGUAUGGAUGAUCAGAUCUACAAUCACCAUGUACAUUAUUAGCUACACAACAUUACUUGACCUUAGUAGCAAGGACAAUGAACAUCAUGCACUUUUCCUCUACAAAUUUCAUAACUACAGUUAAAGGUUUAAUUGUGCUACCAUUCUCCCAGGAAAAACAUCAGAACGUAAAUUGCAAUUCUUUUGAUUGGUGAAAUAGUUCUUGCAUGACCUACAAUAUUCUGAAGAUUGCUGUUGCUGCUUAAUUUGUGGUGAUAGAAAUAAGAUUUUUAUGCAGGGGGAAAAUGGUGAAGUAACAAUUCUGGCAAACAUCAUAACUCACUUUUACCAUUUUUCAACUUACGAUGUUAAUACUUGGAUAUGUUGACAUGUUGUUGCUUUUGGUGUAAUUAUAGUUUUUACAUUUAGGAUAUCUUUGUUAAACUAUGAGAUAUAUCCUGUAGUAAUUAUGUGGUGGACUAUUCUGUUAGGUGUUGUAGUGCACUUAAGAAACGUAUCAUAGGACUGUCUGUUACAGUAGAUGAUUCUUGUUUCUAGACCUAUUGUCAUUGCAUGGUUGGUGCUUAUUACAGAUUGAAACAGCCAUUAUACAUUUUCCGUAGUUCAAAAUCGCAAGUUUUUGCAAGUGAUAGUGUUUGGCACUUUUAUUUUUUGUACAUGUACAUUUCCUUCCAUGAAAUUUGUUUUAGACUUACAGUGAUAUCUAUGAUUUGUAGAUUUACAGUUCUUUUGUAUUCUUGAAAAGAUGAAAUAUUAUUUUAAUAUUGUGUAAGGUACUUUUUUAUGUCACAUUACAGAAGAAAACUUGGUAUAAGGUAGAAAAACUGUGAAAUUCUAUAUUCUGUUAGUAUUCUCUACUUUUGUCAAAGGGAAAAGAAAUGUCUCUCAGAAGUUGUGUGGUAUGACUCUGUAGUCCGUAGGGGUUGUAAUGCUCAGUUUUUAUACUGAAUAACUUGUAAGCUUGUAAGUCCUUCAGUAACUGAAACAAGUGGGGGUGGAGGAAGGGGUUUGAUGUAUACAUGGGCUACUUGGUCACUACUUUGUAGUCUGCUUAACGCUUUGUAUACUUUUUACUUUUGAUUUUGAAAGAUUUUUUAAAAUGGGGAUAAAAAGUUUGGUGCAGUUUUUAUUGAUGUUGAAUAGUUCUUAUGAUGUAGAGAGAGUUUUAUCUCGUACAUACCAUAAACCUUAGUUGUUAAUUUUCAGAAUUGAAUUGUAGGUCACUAUUUUAAAACAAAUAACCAGAUAUUUUUUGUUCAAGUAGUUGCUCCAUGGUUGCAGUAGAAUAGUAAGGUGUGGCAAGUAAAUCACUUUAACUAAAGAGGGUCUCUGAUAUUUUGAGAUUAUUAAAAAAUGGAUCCACGCAAUGCGUAAACCAUGCUCUGUCACUAAAACACUCAGACUGACAGUACCAUCUAGUCUAGCAAUUGUAAUAACAAUUAUAUGUAACAGACAUUGCAUACUGUACAAUUAGAAAUGAAAUGGUAUUAAAUGGUUGUUUCGGUAAUGCACUCUCUCGAUGUUACAACACCACUUCAAAUGUCAUUAUGAAAUUGUGGUUUUUGGGUAAGUCCUUAUAAGUUUAUCAGAAUUUGUGUAAAUAUUGUAACAAUAUGUAAGGCUGUGAAUUAAAUCAUAACAUGAAGUGUGAAAAAAGCCAAGAAGGCUGUGAAACUGCUUUAUGACUUUAUAUUUCUAAAAGUAAAUACAUUGUGAUUGCUGUUUUCUUACAAGAAAAUUCUCUUACUGACUGGAUGUCAAAAUGCAAUGAAGUUCCUCUUCAUUUGAAAUCUCCUUUCAGUUUUUUUGCUGAGGAGCUGUAUUCAGUAAUAGAAGGACUAACAUAAAGCAGUGUUCCAGUGCAGUCAAUUGUAAAACAAAAAAUCAUAGGCAUAUUAUUUGUGUGUAAAGGUUCAUUGUGUGCAUGUAUGUAGAUUCAGUUUUCUGUUGCUGUUGGGAGGAACUGUGAAGUAAUUGCUGUUUUCUACCCUCAUUUUCUGAUCUUUGCAUGUACAAAUUGUUAAAGAGGAUUUUUAUAUAACUGUGAAUUGUGGUCUUGUAGCCAAGUAACAUGUCAACUGUUACUUAGUAAUUUGAUAUUACCAUUGCUAUAUCGGUGUUGUAUCUCUGUUGAUGGUUUUUAGAGUAAUAAGAAAUCUGUACAUCUCAGCACCUUUCUUCAUUGUACUUAGUAAAAUUUACCAAAAUGACAAUAAUAUUCUUUGUAUGUAUUCCAUGUGGUAAGGCUGUGAAACUGGGUCUACCAUUGUCUGCUGUGUCCUUAGAUGUAUUAAUUUUGGCACUUAUGGAAAGAUCUUGGAGUUUUGCUUUGUGUUACUGAAACAAGGUGCACGAGAACACAAGCAAUAAAUUAAAUGUUGUUGUUAAUGUUA
Molecule: messenger RNA, 14306 nt
Organism: Schistocerca gregaria
Lineage: Eukaryota; Metazoa; Arthropoda; Insecta; Orthoptera; Acrididae
Gene: rogdi
Product: protein rogdi
Exons: 7
Coding region: 194-988 (264 amino acids)
Cellular component (GO): RAVE complex
Source: RefSeq, a predicted model, not a curated record